This is a messenger RNA of Cadophora gregata, 1791 nucleotides long. RefSeq lists its product as uncharacterized. The transcript has 11 exons. Gene Ontology annotation, molecular function: L-amino acid transmembrane transporter activity. Gene Ontology annotation, cellular component: membrane. The coding region runs from base 1 to 1791 and encodes 596 amino acids. The record is from RefSeq and is a predicted model, not a curated record. NCBI's taxonomy places the organism in Eukaryota, Fungi, Ascomycota, Leotiomycetes, Helotiales, Ploettnerulaceae. Gene Ontology annotation, biological process: amino acid transmembrane transport.
AUGGGUUUCCAGUCUUUUCUCGCUAAUCUGAAUGGCCCGGCUAAGGUUGCAACUGUGCAUGUGCCUGAAAGUACUUCGACCGAGAAUGUCAUCCACGAAGGGAGUUUGAAUUAUACCCAGGAGAAGGGAGGCAAUGAUUCAUUGCCGUCUUAUCAAGAGGCAUCUGGUGCUCCAGUCGAAAGGGAGUCUCCGCUCGGAUAUGAAGUCUCGUGGCUCACCGUCAUCCUCCUGAAUGUCGGACAGAUGGUUGGUACUGGAGUAUUCUCUACUCCUGGCUCUAUCCUGAAGAAUCUUGGCUCCGUUGGCCUGAGUCUGUUGUACUGGGUUUUAGGUCUGGUAAUUGCCAUAUCUGGUCUCUCAGUCUACCUCGAGCUUGCAUCGUAUUUCCCCAAUCGAUCGGGUGCGGAGGUCGUAUACCUUGAGCAGGGAUGGCCGAGACCAAAAUACUUUCUUCCAACGGCUUUUGCUGCUUUCAAAGUGCUGUUCUCUUUCAGCAGUAGUAAUGCUAUUGUACUUUCUACCUAUCUGUAUCGCACAGCAGGUAAGACGCCAACAGAAUGGCAGUCUAAAGGCGUAGCAAUUGCAGGAUACACCGUUGCAACCGCAAUUGUCAUUAUCUCCAAUAAAUACUCGCUCUGGUUCGCCAAUGGAAUAUCAGUUGUAAAGCUCCUCACACUGGUUUUCAUCAGUAUAACAGGUUUUGUUGUUUUGGCUGGCGGUAUCUCUGCAGUCCCAGACCCAGGAUUCAAUUUCCGCGAUUCUUUCGCGGGAACCACCAGCGACGCAUAUGGAAUUACUAACGCACUUGUGAGAAUCAACUUCGCGUAUGCUGGAUGGGAGAAUUGCUUCAAUGUCGUUGCCGAGAUCAAGAAACCUAUCAGGACCGUCAGAUGGGCUGGUCCGGCUUCGCUUGCUAUUAUUGCAGUUCUUUACAUGUUUGUUAACCUCGCGUACUUUGCAGCUCUUCCAAACCAGGAAAUCCAGGGGGCAAAUACAAUUGCGGCCAGUCUUUUCUUUGCCAAAGUUUUCGGAAGCGGAAGCGCUGCACGAAGUCUGAAUAUUCUCAUCCUUUUGAGUGCUUUCGGCAACCUUGUCAGCGUACUUAUUGGACAGUCCCGGAUGAUUCGCGAAUGUGGAAGACAAGGUGUUCUACCUUUCCCACGAUUCUGGGCAUCCACUCAACCCUUCGGAACUCCUCUAGGCCCGUAUGCCCUCAAGUAUGCAAUGACUGUCAUCAUGAUUCUUGCGCCGCCCUUUGGUGACGCCUUCAACUUUGCUGUCGAUCUGUCAUCAUAUCCAAGUGCCGUGUUCUCUCUGCUCAUGGCAAUUGGAAUCUACACCAUCCGUCGUCAACGAAAGCGAAUCAACGUCGGCCCAUCAGAGUUUCGCGCCUGGGACAUUGUCGUCGCUUUCUAUAUCGCCGUCCAAGUCUUUUUGCUCGUCAUGCCAUGGCUCCCUCCAAAAGGAGGAAUUUAUGCAGGAAACGUCUCGUUCUUCUACGCAACCGCCAUUCUCACCGGUCUUAGCUUGCUCCUUCUCUGUGCUUUGUACUACUACUUUUGGAUCAAGGUCCUGCCAAAACGUUGCGGUUAUGCUAUUCGACAGGAACUCAUUGUCUUGGAGACUGGCGAGACAACACAUAGCUUGAUCAAUGUGCCCUUGGCGAAACUUCCUGAGUGGGAUAGUGUGCAUGAUGUCACGGGAAAGAAGUAUGCGACGAGUAGUGGAAUGGCUUCUGUAGAAGACAGCGUGAGUGUGGAGAGAACCAACGUGAGGUCUGAGAAGGAGUAG